AUGAUCGCGCAUACCCUAUUUGUUGUGGGAGCAGGCUGGCAAGCUGCGUUGAUGGCUCCCAUCGAGACCCUAGCGCAACAGCACUUCAAAAACUUGUGUGACCUCAUCUCCAACAUGCCAGCGCCCCUGAGGCCCAAGGCUGCGCUGUUGACGGGAUCAACAAAGACAGCAGCAAAGCGUGACCUCCUGAGAAGACUGGCAACGGGCGACCUGCAGAUACUGGUUGGGACACACGCACUGCUGAGCGAAGGCGUGGACUUCCAAAAGCUGGGUCUGGCUGUGAUAGAUGAGCAGCAAAAGUUUGGAGUUCGGCAACGAGAGCGGCUACAGCGAGGAGACAUCUCCUCUCCCCACAUCCUCAUGACGACUGCAACCCCAAUCCCCAGGACGCUGGCCCUGGCACUGCAUGGCACGAUGGUGAUCAGCUGCAUUAAGUCCAUGCCCCCUGGCCGGUUGCCUGUGCAGACGACAGUCGUCAACGAUGAGGAUCCUCAGGCAGUGGCCCAGUGGCAAGCAGAGACGAACAAGGAACUCGAUGCAGGUGGCCGUGCGUUCAUUGUGUACCCCCUCAUAGAGGAGAGCACAUCAGAAGGGAUGGAGUCGGUGAAGGCGGCUGAGGAGGAGUACGAGAGGAUGAAGGAAUCUCGCAUCUUUGGCAACCGGCAGAUCGUCCUUAUGCAUGGGAGGAUGUCCAGUGAGGAGAAAUCUGAGCGCAUGAGGGCCUUUGUUGAUGGCAUUGCGCCUGUGAUGGUUUCCACAACAGUCAUCGAGGUUGGAAUGGACGUUCGGGAGGCCUCCAUCAUGGUUGUCAAUAACGCUGACCGCUUUGGUCUCGCUCAACUGCACCAGCUUAGGGGCCGCGUCGGCAGGGGGUCACGGCAGUCCAAGUGCUUCCUGGUGUCCAAUGGCGGGGAGAAGGCCUUGGGCCGCCUCAAAGUACUGGAAAUUUCGAACGAUGGCCACAAAAUUGCUGAGGCUGACUUAAGGAUAAGGGGCGCCGGUGAGCUGCUGGGAUCGAAGCAGAGUGGCUUCAUGGGAAUGUACACCCUCACAGCUGCCGACUUGAUCACCGAAGGCCCGCUGAUGGACGAAGCCCGCACCGCUGCGGCCCAAAUACUGGCUGCAAGCGGCGGUCAGAUCCCGCAGGGCCUGCAGAAAAUCAUGGAGGUGCAGGGCCUGCUUCUGAGCGAGGACAGUGAGCUAUGCUGA
Ostreobium quekettii is the source of this 1209-nucleotide messenger RNA. The record is from the annotation of a GenBank genome assembly. Lineage: Eukaryota; Viridiplantae; Chlorophyta; Ulvophyceae; Bryopsidales; Ostreobiaceae.